UAUUAUUCGAGUGCAAAGAGGAAUUUCUGUAGAAAACAGCUGGCAGAUUGUGAGGAGAUACAGUGACUUUGAUUUGCUGAACAACAGCUUACAGAUUGCAGGCUUAAGUCUACCUCUUCCUCCCAAGAAGCUGAUUGGUAACAUGGAUCGUGAAUUCAUAGCUGAGAGGCAGAAAGGUCUUCAGAACUAUCUCAACGUUAUCACGACAAACCAUAUCUUAUCUAAUUGUGAGCUGGUUAAGAAGUUUUUAGAUCCAAACAACUAUUCCGCAAACUACACUGAGAUUGCCUUGCAACAGGUUUCCAUGUUCUUCCGGUCAGAGCCAAAGUGGGAGGUGGUAGAACCAUUGAAAGACAUAGGUUGGAGGAUAAGAAAGAAAUAUUUCUUGAUGAAGAUUAAAAAUCAGCCAAAGGAACGGCUAGUGUUAAGCUGGGCUGACCUCGGCCCUGACAAGUAUCUAUCAGAUAGAGAUUUUCAGUGUCUAAUCAAACUUCUGCCUUCCUGUUUGCAUCCUUACAUUUAUCGGGUUACCUUUGCCACAGCUAAUGAAUCCUCAGCAUUGCUAAUUAGGAUGUUUAAUGAAAAAGGAACUCUGAAGGACCUGAUCUACAAGUCAAAACCAAAAGACCCAUUCCUAAAGAAGUACUGCAACCCCAAGAAGAUUCAAGGCCUUGAACUCCAGCAAAUAAAAACCUAUGGGCGACAAAUAUUAGAGGCACUGAAGUUUCUACAUGACAAGGGGUUUCCUUAUGGGCAUCUUCAUGCCUCCAAUGUGAUGCUCGAUGGGGACACCUGCCGGCUGCUGGACCUGGAGAAUUCCUUAUUGGGCCUGCCUUCCUUCUACCGAUCUUAUUUCUCACAGUUCAGGAAAAUCAAUACAUUGGAAAGUGUGGAUGUCCACUGCUUUGGCCACUUACUGUAUGAAAUGACUUAUGGACGACCACCGGACUCUGUGCCUGUAGAUUCCUUCCCUCCUUCGCCAUCUAUGGCUGUGGUGGCCGUGUUGGAGUCUACGCUGUCUUGUGAAGCCUGUAAAAAUGGCAUGCCUACCGUCUCCCGCCUCUUACAGAUGCCACUGUUCAGUGAUGUUUUACUAACCACUUCUGAAAAGCCACAAUUUAAGAUCCCCACAAAGUUAAAAGAGGCAUUGAGAACUGCCAAAGAAUGUAUAGAAAAAAGACUAGUUGAAGAACAGAAACAGAUUCACCAGCAUCGAAGACUAACUAGAGCUCAGUCUCAUCAUGGAUCUGAAGAAGAAAGGAAAAAGAGAAAAAUCCUAGCUCGAAAGAAGUCAAAACGAUCUGCUGUUGAAAAUAGUGAAGAGCAUUCAGCAAAAUACAGCAACUCUAAUAAUUCAGGAUCUGGGGCCAGCUCACCUCUCACAUCCCCUUCCUCGCCAACUCCACCUUCUACAGCAGCUGCCUUAGGUUUGGGUAAAAGAUGUGAAAGAAGGGGUAUCUGCGUUACCUCCACUUCCUCCACCUCCGCCUCCACCUCCACCACCAGCAGUUCCCUUGCCUCCUGCGAGCACAGAGGCGCCCACACAGCUCCUGCCCCAGGCUGUGAAUGGCAUGAGCAGAGGGGCCUUACUCAGCUCCAUCCAGAAUUUCCAAAAGGGAACUUUGAGGAAAGCCGAAACCUGUGAUCACAGUGCCCCCAAGAUCAGCUAAAGCUUUGUGUAUACACUUGGAGGGAGAAGUUCUAUUCUUCCCCUCCCUAAGUACCCUCUUCCUGGAUGAAUUGCUGAGCCAGUACAACCACAUUUUGUAGAUGUUCACUUAUGAAGCUUUCAAGAAGGAAAUUUUCUUCAAGUAGAGUAAAGACAGGCUGGCUUUGCUACCUUAGGAAAUAUUUUGUUCCUUUAUUAAAGGAGUUUUGUUCAUCUUUUGAUGAGCAUCCUGAGGCAGCAGCAUAUUAAAAUCGGUAUUCAUAUGAACAUAUGAAAUCCAUGAAGGAAACAGACAAAAUAACAAAAACAAUGACAACAUUCAGAGUGAACGAACGGUCUGUGUGUUACAGCCCCUUCUAACCUGUCAGCUCCUAAAAUUGUUUCUCUCAUUGUUCAUUUCUCUAUCCUAAAGCAUUUUCCAGUUACUUCUUAGAUAUAAUUACCAUUUUUGCUACCUUAAUUUCAUCGUAGACAUUAACACUAUAGCCUGAAGCAUAGUUAUGUCAUUGAGUCAGAGACGCAGCUGAGCUCAUUUUCCUGGCAAACAGACGGGGAAGCUUGUAACAUUCUCUAAGUUCUAACAGGAAUGCCAUUAUGGUAAUAGCACCCAGGGCUGCUAAGGCAACUACUCUCGACUCAGAGUUCCUUUAAGUUAGAAAGUGCUGAAAAGACAAAACCUGGUAACAUCAGAAAAAGUUCUUGCCAACUAGAUCUUUUUAAUCCUCAGCAAUUAAGUCAAGUUUGGGGUGUGUGGGAAUAAUUAUUACAACCCAAGUAAAUUUGGCAUCUACAGAAAUCAGUUUUGGUUUUUGAAAGAUUUACCCAAAUACAUCAUUUUUUUAAUGUUACUCAUUUAUAGGGAAGACCCUUUAUCCUAUGAUUUGCUUAAACCCUUAAAUAAAUUGCACUUUAAAGGAUUAUAAAUAAUCCAUUUAAAAAUUCAAAUUACACACAUCAGUGUUGGUUACUAUGCAGAGAGAAUGUCAUUGUGUACAGUUUCAUGUAAUCUGUGAUAAAUGUUCAAUUGUAUUUUUUAUUAAAGUAAGCCAAGAAAAUGCGUUGUUUAUUGCUUGGCUUGGUAUUUUAAAUGAUAGCUUUUGUAGUGCUGCUUGUAAACAUAAAGAAUAGGUCCACAAAGUAUUUCUAAAGUUUCCUUCCCAUGUUGUAGUAUCUGUUUCCUUUGUCAUGUUCUCCCUCUUAAUAAGAGCUAACUAUCUUCCUAUUUAAAUUAGGGAUCACUUGUGUUUAUCAUCUUUUUUGACAAUGGGAAAAACCUGACAUGAAUUUUGAAGGAAACUAUUAUAACCAGGCCUGUAAAGAGUGUGUGGACAAAUUCCUGUUGUGUGAUGCAAUCUAGAUGACUGAUAAUUAGUGACUAGUUCCUGAUGGCACCAGUUUAGUAGAAUUUUACAACUUCCACUACACCUUUGUUAUUUCAAGAAUGUAAAAAGUCAGUAGGAAUUCUUUUAUUCCUUAUCAAAAAAAAAACAGUAAAUGUAGAUUAUAUGCUUUUAUUUUACAUACAUCUUUUUGGAUAUAUCUUUCAUUGGGACUCAGCCACAUUCAUAUCUUGUCCUUCUAAUCAAAAGGUGAAAGUUUACAUUAGUCUUAGUCAAAGAACAUGGUUACUGUAACAGACAAAAAAAAAAAGCAUGGAGCCCAGGGAAGGAGAAUGGAGCUUUCCA
Messenger RNA from Condylura cristata (star-nosed mole), 3354 nucleotides. It is a transcript of the gene PXK, whose product is annotated as PX domain containing serine/threonine kinase. NCBI's taxonomy places the organism in Eukaryota, Metazoa, Chordata, Mammalia, Eulipotyphla, Talpidae. The record is from RefSeq and is a predicted model, not a curated record. Gene Ontology annotation, molecular function: ATP binding; protein kinase activity; actin binding. Gene Ontology annotation, cellular component: early endosome; late endosome; extrinsic component of endosome membrane. Gene Ontology annotation, biological process: endosome to lysosome transport; protein targeting to lysosome; early endosome to late endosome transport. Bases 143 to 1645 code for a protein of 500 amino acids. The transcript is spliced from 18 exons.